UAUAAUCAGUUUAUCGCGGGAGUGUACGUGCUCAUUGCUCUAUUGAGUUUUCAUUAAUAUUUGAGCACUAUACAGAACGUAGCAAUUACGUUACGUUGAUAUGGGUAAGAAACUUGAUGCAUUGCUCGGUAGAAACUUCAAAACUGAUAAAUUCAAACCAAUUGUUAAUCUCGCCAUCUCUCGUCUUGCUGUUCUCAAGAAUCAACGCAACGCGCGUCUCAGACAAUCCCGUUCUGAUGUCCUUCAACUUCUCCAACUCGGUCCCGAUCAUCAUCAACGUGCUCUCCUUCGAGUUGAGCAUGUAAUCAAGGAGCAGAAUAUGUUAGAUGUGUAUGAUGAAAUUGAAGGAUAUUGCAACCUCUUGAUUGAAAGGGUUCACCUCAUUGCACAACAAAGAGAAUGUCCUGAUGAACUACAAGAAGCAGCAUCAGGAGUACUCUUUGCUGCAUCAAGGUGUGGUGAUUUUCCAGAGAUUCAACAGAUUCGUGCAAUUCUUACUUCUAGGUUUGGGAAAGAAUUCGCUGCACGUGCUAUUGAAUUAAGGAAUAACUGUAAAGUCCAUCCUAAGAUAAUCACAAAGCUUUCAACGAGGAUGUCGAGCUUAGAAAGCAGAAUGAAGGUACUCAAAGAAAUUGCUUCUGAGAACAAUAUUACUCUGCAGCUUGAACAAGCUUUAGAUGAGCAACAAGUAACAAAUGAGGAAAGGCAAAAGCAGCACAAGUCUGAGAUAAAGGAAGAAGCGAAUGUCCACAUUUUGGUUAACGAAGGAAAAGGUGAUGAAUUUUCUGAUUCAUUAAAGGGUAGGAAAAAGUAUAAGGAUGUAGCUGAUGCAGCACAAGCAGCUUUUGAAUCUGCAGCAUAUGCUGCUGCUGCUGCUAGAGCAGCUGUGGAACUCUCAAGAUUCCAAUCACAUGAUCCUGAUAAUGAUGAUGAUCAUAAUAGUUCAAGUCCUCAACCAAGAAAAGUGUUUGAGGAACAUGAUUCUGUGAAAGCUAUGUCUCCAUUGGAAGGAGAAGAAUUUAGUAGGAAUGUUGAAGAGUUGGAGAAAGCAAAGGACAUUUUUAGUUCCGAUUCAGCUGCCGAUGAGAUUGCUGAUUCAAGUGAUGCAGAAAUUGAGGUUGAUUCUGUUGCUAUUGAGGGUGAAUCAGGAGUUGUUGUAUUGGAAUCCAAGAUGCAGAGUGCACCUUUUAUUGAUUUGGAGAAGAAGCCAUUUUCAGUGAGGACUAGAAGGGUACAUGGUUAUUGAAAAAGAAGGAUUGAUUGUAUGUAGCAUAUGACUUGAGUUUUGCAACUAUCUAAGGCUUCAUAAUUUUUUAGUGUUUGAAAUAUGUAUUUUAUUCUUAUAAUUUUUUUUAAUCUAUUUUGAGUCUGCUUUAAUAUUUUGGA
Molecule: messenger RNA, 1386 nt
Organism: Cicer arietinum (chickpea)
Lineage: Eukaryota; Viridiplantae; Streptophyta; Magnoliopsida; Fabales; Fabaceae
Biological process (GO): protein transport
Source: RefSeq, a predicted model, not a curated record